GCACUGUCUACAGACUUGAGGAGGUAUUAAUUCAAGGCGACUGACUUACUUUAGACUGCUUCUCUUGGUCGUGUCUAUAUAUAUCGUCCCCAAACGUAAGCCUCACGCUAAACCUCGAACAGUAACUUGGUUACAACAUACAACCCCCCAUGCUGGCCGCUGUGCUACUUAGGCUUCCGUCAUUCUUUCCCUACUACGCUUUUUCUUCUUCUUCUUCUUAACUAUAGUUAUACCCCUCCGGUUAUCUUUACUCAUAUGGCAGACGACGCUCUCCAUGAUGGCCUUGCGCCCACCACACCUUCGCCUAGGGACCCCGAUGCGCCACCUCUAAGCGCUACGUCUCCCGACCAUCCCGCUGCAGCUUUGGAGGUCCGUCAGGGACCACCAGUGAUCUCGGAGGAGUUGAAGGCUCGGUUAGACAAAGUCAUUUAUUCAGAUAUUGGCGUCACCACUCUCCUGAAUCGAUUGAAGCAGAGCGUUGCAUCUGCCAAGGAUUUUGCUACGUUCCUUAAGAAACGGUCGAUUUUAGAAGACGAGCAUGCUCAGGGCUUAAGAAAGCUCUCUCGUUCUCUCUAUGAUGCCGCCCACCGCUCCGAUAACCGCCAAGGCACCUACAGCUAUGGAUGUGUUGAACUCAACCGGUUCCAUGAGCGCAUGGCAGACCAUGGGCUCCAGUUUGCAGUCUCCCUACAACAGAUGGCCGACAAUCUCAAUGAGCUCACAACCAACAUUGAACGGGGUCGCAAGCAAUGGAAGCAGACGGGAUUGAGUGCGGAGAAGAGGGUUCUGGAGGCUGAAGCCUUGGCAGAGAAGGCAAAGGCGAAAUACGAGUCUCUUGCGGAACAGUAUGAUCGUGUAAAAACGGGAGAGAAGCACGGAGGAAAGUUUGGCUUCAAGGGAACCAAAUCUUCGGCUCAACACGAGGAGGAGUUGUUGCGCAAGGUGCAACAUGCGGACUCGGACUACUCUUCCAAGGUCCAGGCCGCCCAGUCUGCCCGACAGGAGUUGAUUUCCACCCACCGACCACAGGCUGUGCGCAACAUCCAGCAGUUGAUCUCAGAAUGCGAUUCAGGCCUAACACUGCAGAUGCAGAAGUUCGGAACAUUCAAUGAAAAGCUCCUGCUUGGGCAAGGAUUAUCUAUCAGCCCCUUGAAAGAAGCCGCUGAAAACCCCGCCACCGCACCUAAAAGUCUUUACGAAGUUAUCCAGCAGAUUGAUAACCAGAAGGAUUACCAUGAUUAUAUUCUGAGUCACGAGAAAGAUCCCGGCGCUGUAAGUUCGGAGCAAAUCAGGUACCAGCGUCAUGCAACCUUUGCAGGCUCGACUGUACCUGUAACUCCUAGCUCCCAAGCUAGCACCCAAAGCAACCGACAGUCCGUUGUGAUGCCCCAGUCAUUCUCUCAGCAGGCUCCUCUUUCGAUGCAGCCUCCAUCCCAAACACCCGCUCACGCGCCCGUCCAACCGCCUGCCCUGGCCCAGAAUAUUCAACCUCUGCCCUACCCUCAAACCUCCGACUCCUAUGCCUCGGACUCCUAUGCCUCGGCUACCUUCCAACCUCCUUAUCCACUUUCGUCAACACCUUCACAUGAGCCAUCAUACAUGGGCCAAGCACCACCAUCACUAUCCAAAGGACCUCCACCAUCAUCUGGUAACGGCCAUUCUCAGCACCUUCCACCUCUCAAGCCAGUCUUUGGUGUUUCCUUGGAUGAGUUGUAUUCCCGUGAUGGAACUGCUGUUCCUAUGAUUGUUUACCAGUGCUUCCAAGGGAUUGAGCUGUUCGGCCUAGAUAUGGAGGGUAUUUACCGACUCUCAGGCAGUGCGAACCACAUCAGCCAGAUGAAAGCGUUGUUUGACAACGAUUCAUCUCAAGUUGAUUUCACCAACCCAGAGACCUUCCACCACGAUGUCAACAGCGUUGCCGGUCUUCUCAAGCAGUUCUUUAGGGAUCUCCCUGAUCCAUUAUUCACAUCUCAGGCUUAUGCAGGCCUUAUUGAUGCAGCACGCAUUGACGAUGACAUCCAAAGAAGAGAUUCUCUUCAUGCAAUUGUGAACGGUCUUCCAGACGCACAUUACGCUACUCUGAGGGCUCUAAUUCUGCACCUCAACAAAGUUCAAGAACACUACACUCAGAAUCGCAUGAAUGCAGGAAAUAUCGCAAUUUGCUUUGGGCCUACUCUAAUGGGCUCUAGCGCGGGAGGCAAUAUUGCAGAUGCUGGCUGGCAGGUUCGCGUUAUCGAGACGAUCCUAAACAGCGUCUUCCAGAUCUUUGACGAUGACUGAGUUGUUCGCGGUAAGCUUUAUGGGAGCUUGGAAAAAAAAAACAUGACUGUAUUUUUUUCUUUUUCUUUUUUUUUUUGGAUUUGCGAGGUUAAAUGUUUUAUGAUUUCCCUUUUUGUUAACCUGCGUUCUUUUUUUUUUUUUUUGUUCAACUAAUCAUCUACCCCCUUCGUAUCACACAACACAUUGUGUCUCUUAUUCUAGUUUGUUGUAUCCUAGCUACUGGUACUGCUGCUCUUCUGUAAAUAAUACUGUUUUGUGAUGGGAGAAGCUUCCACGAUUAUAUAGGUUUACUGCUUACUGUUGAUAUGGAACAUGAUAUGAUCAGUUUGAACUUGAUUGAUGCUUUUCAUGAUGGUACACCCUCCAGUUCUAUGGGCUAAACUUGACAAACG
Aspergillus ochraceoroseus IBT 24754 is the source of this 2672-nucleotide messenger RNA. It is a transcript of the gene rgd1, whose product is annotated as putative Rho GTPase activator (Rgd1). The coding region runs from base 256 to 2280 and encodes 674 amino acids. Gene Ontology annotation, biological process: regulation of GTPase activity; signal transduction. Gene Ontology annotation, cellular component: cytoplasm. The transcript is spliced from 9 exons. NCBI's taxonomy places the organism in Eukaryota, Fungi, Ascomycota, Eurotiomycetes, Eurotiales, Aspergillaceae. The record is from RefSeq and is a predicted model, not a curated record.